CUGGGUUCGAGAGAGGUUCUACUGGGUUCUAGAGGGGUUCUGAGUCGGAAACAGGGGCUUCCGGUCUACGAGCUGGUGCUCCUAAAUCAUUUUUUUAAGGGGGGUGUCAAACCAGUGACGUCAGAGGAGAUAAAUCUGUCAGGAAUGCCUCCCCUAAACCGGGACUACACCUCCCACUGCGGCUGCCUGCAGCUGGAGUCCCGGAUCAUCCCCCCCGCCAGCCUCAGGAGCCUCAGGCUGCUGCCCCAGGGCCCCCACUGCGCCCAGCCCGAGGUCAUGUGA
Menidia menidia (Atlantic silverside) is the source of this 282-nucleotide messenger RNA. The record is from the annotation of a GenBank genome assembly. NCBI's taxonomy places the organism in Eukaryota, Metazoa, Chordata, Actinopteri, Atheriniformes, Atherinopsidae.